ACGGUUGUGCAUAUCGAGAUGAGGAUUAGAAUUGCUGCGGCGACGUAUACACCGCUUUUCACCAAGUAGCACUCUCCGCCCAACCAUCCCGUUGCGUACGGCUGCUGUCUGCUCAUACUCGACGCCGCAAUCAGUAGCAAUAUCACCACGAUUCAUACAAUGGAUGAUUCGGGUAGCAGCAGUCAAGAUGAGGGAAAUGUUCUUAUUCGUUAUGAGGUCAAGAGGACUGCUCGACGUGGCCCAACCAUUAUGCCCGAGUUGUUACACAUCAGAAAUUCUGGGGAACGCAAAACAAUUGAAUAUAAUGAUCGUGGUCAACCUGUUGGAGAAAAUGCAAAGAAAAUGCAAAGUUUCAUUGGUGUGUGUGUUAGACAACAAAUUCCAGUGACUUACAAUAGUUGGAAAGAAGUUCCACAGGAACUUAAAGAUACAAUUUUUGAUUGUAUACAAAUGUCGUUCGUGGUGGACCUUAGUUCCAAACAUUAUAUUCUUCAAUCUGCAUCAAAGAAGUUUCGAUCUUUUAAGUCCACAUUAACUCAAAUGUACAUACUUCCAUAUAAAGACGAACCAUCUCGCUUGCAAUAUCCUCCUGAAAAAUAUUCACAUAUUGAUAAGAAACAAUGGGAGUCAUUUGUUAAAGCAAGACUAAGUGAAGAGUGGGAGGUAUUUAGUUGCGCUCAAAGGGAAAGAAGGGCGAAAUGCAUAUAUAAUCAUCACAUCUCUCGUAAGGGAUAUGCAAAUCUUGCCCAGGAAUUGGAAUUGUCAAGUGAUCCUUGCAAUCGAGCAACUUUAUGGAAAGAAGCGCGUAAAAGAAAAAAUAAUGGAUGCUUUGAUGAUGCCACUAGAGAAUGUGUUAAGCGAAUUGAUGAAUUAGCUGCGAUACGUAAGGGACAAGAUAUUUUGACUGAAGCACUAGGCACGCCAGAACAUAGAGGGCGUAUAAGGGGAGUGGGUGAGUUUGUUUCACCAGCCUUACAUGUCAAUGUUGCUAGAGGAAAUUUGAAAUUGAGUCAACAAUCUCAAGACAAAGAUGAGACUCAACAAUCUCAAGAUGAAAAUGAGACUCAACAAUCUAAAGCCGAAAAUGAGACUCAACAAUCUAAUGACGAAAAUGAGACUCAACAAUCUCGAAGUAGUGUCUCGAGGAAGAAGACAAAAGGAAAGAAGGUUCAGAAAGGAAAAAAGGGUCCAAAAGGAAAAAUGGUUGUCAAAGAGUCUGAAGAAACUUUGGAGGUACAGGUUCUUCAAGAGCCUGAAAAUAUUUCGAAGGGAAUACCGUGUCACCUGGCUAUAGGAUCUCUGGACAAUGUUGUUGCUGUAGGCAAAAUGUUCGAGUCUGAUGUUCAAUGUCCCACCAUUCAUGGAAUUCCACUAGGAGCUGAGAAUAUUAGAGUGACGGUUGAUAUUGCCAUGGUUGAAGAUGUUGCACUACCAAUUCCUCUAAAGGGUGAUAUAGAGACUUUAAAUCAAGCUAUUGGUAACUUCGUGGCUUGGCCUCGCAAACUUGUAAUUGUGACCAAGGAGAAAAAGGCUCCAUCUCUGACUGCAUCUGAGAGUACUACACAAUCUUCCAAAUAUACGGACGUCCACGUUACCAUUAAGCUCCUAAAUAGAUACGCUAUGCAAACAAUGCAAGUGGAGGAUAUAAUUCAAAUCAGUUUGAGUGAGCAUAUCUUUGGGAAGGAGAAAACAAUUUAUUUGCGCCGUGACGACAUCAUACAAUAUUGUGGAAUGACUGAAAUUGGUUAUUCAUGUAUACUUACAUACAUUGCGUGUCUUUGGAAUGUAUGUGAGUCUGAGAUAACAAAAAGGUUUGUACUAGUCGACCAAGCAACCAUUUCAUCGCAUAUAAAAUCCCAAGAAAAUCGUUCUAGAAAUCUAAUUAACAGGUUAGAAAUGGCAAACUUGGAUCAGCUAGUGCUCAUCCCUUAUAACACUGGUACUUGUCAUUGGAUAUUGAUUAUUAUCGAUCUUCAAGAAAAUUGUGUUUAUGUCAUGGAUCCCUUACGAAGUAAGAUUCUACCAGAAUUUCAAGGAGUCAUAAAUAAGUCGUUGAAACAUUGGCAAUUUGAACACUCCCCUAAACACUAUCGCUCUCGUAUACGUUGGAAACCUAUAAAGUGCCCCCGUCCGUUGGGUUCUAUAGAGUGUGGGUACUAUGUGCAAAAGUAUCUACGGGAAUUAGUGAAAAACGCUAACACCCGCAUAAAUAAUCUUUUUAACACAAUACAUGCCUAUGGACAAGAAGAAAUCGAUGCAGUCCGAGUAGAAUGGGCCGAAUUUGUUGCACGAUUUGUGUAGUGCUACUAAAGAUUUGUUAGUUUUCUAUACUUUUAAGUAUGUAUUUGAUCUUUUCAUUGUCUUCAUGAAUGAAAUGAAAUUAAUAGUUUAUAAAUACAUUGGAUAAUAUGCAGAAGUAUUGAAUGCUACUUAAAAGUGCAUUAUUUGUUACUGAAUUUCAUGUUAUUUUUUCUUAUAAAAAAUCAUCAUUUUCUCUUUUU
Messenger RNA from Cucumis melo (muskmelon), 2501 nucleotides. RefSeq lists its product as uncharacterized. NCBI's taxonomy places the organism in Eukaryota, Viridiplantae, Streptophyta, Magnoliopsida, Cucurbitales, Cucurbitaceae. The record is from RefSeq and is a predicted model, not a curated record. Bases 160 to 2301 code for a protein of 713 amino acids. Gene Ontology annotation, biological process: proteolysis. Gene Ontology annotation, molecular function: cysteine-type peptidase activity. The transcript has 13 exons.